Molecule: messenger RNA, 1311 nt
Organism: Olea europaea var. sylvestris
Lineage: Eukaryota; Viridiplantae; Streptophyta; Magnoliopsida; Lamiales; Oleaceae
Exons: 6
Coding region: 1-1311 (436 amino acids)
Biological process (GO): DNA integration
Molecular function (GO): nucleic acid binding
Source: RefSeq, a predicted model, not a curated record
AUGGCCAAUUGUGAUGAAAACCUUUCAAAAGAUCAAUUGGCUGUAGUCCUGUUAAACUUCAUUAGUGACAAGUAUAAGGACAUUAAAGUUGCCCUUGAAUAUGGAAGAGAUGAACUCACUCUUGAUGUUAUAACCAAUGUUUUGAGAAAUAAGGCUUUAGAAAUCAAGGCCGAGUCAAGUAACAGUCACACUGGAACUAGUUUUUUAAUUAAGGAAAAAUCUUUUGAAAAACCUACACAAAAUUUUAAGGUUUCAAAAGCAAAUAAGAGAUGGGUUGAUAGGAGUAAGACCAAGAAUAAUGCAAAAGGUGUUUUUGGAAAACAUAAUCUUGGUGAUUUUGGCUCCUGUGAACACUGCAUUUUGGGAAAGCAAGCUAAACUUCCUUUUCAAAGUGGAAUUCAUAAAUCCAAACAAGGACUUGAGUACUUGCAUGCUGAUUUGUGGGGUCUUGCUUCUGAAUAUGGCAUCAUGAGACACAAAACUGUUCUACACACACCACAACAAAAUGGAAUGGCUGAAAGAAUGAAUAGAACUGUGUUGAAUAAAGUCAGAUGUAUGCUAUUAAGUUCUGGACUGCCUAAAAUAUUUUGGGGUGAAGCAGUUAAAACUGCAGCUUAUCUGAUUAAUAGAAGUCCUACUAGUGCUCUAAACUUUGCUGUUCCUGAAUAUGUGUGGUCAAAUAGUCCUGUAAAUUACUCUUAUCAGAAAGUAUUUGGUUGUACUGCUCAUGCGCAUCAAAAUAUUGGUAAAUUAGAACCAAGAUCAUUAAAAUGUGUUUUCUUGGGUUAUGAUAAACGGGUUCAGUUUGAAAAAGGUUAUAGAGUAAUAAUUAGAAAUGAUGUAAUCUUCAAUGAAUCCUUGAUGCCAUGUCUUGAAGGAAAAGAAAAUGAUUUGACUGAAAAAGAUGUUCAAAUUGAGGUGAAGCCCUCCUACAAAGAAAAUGAAAAUGAAGAACAUGUUAUUUUACCUGAAACUGAAAUUGAAACUAAACAUGUCGAAGAGGAUGAUUCCGCAGCUCUCCCCUUUGAUGAGUAUCAACUCACAAGAGAUAGGGAGGGGAGACAAAUCAGACUCUCUACUAGAUUUGAUAGUGACGCCUUUUAUGUUACCAUCAAAUGUCUGCUUGCACUUGUUACACAAUUUAAAUGGGAACUUGAUCAACUAGAUGUUAAGACUGCUUUCAUGUAUAGGAAAUUAGAUGAAAUAAUAUACAUAAGACAACCGGUUGGUUUUGAGGAAGAUUUAAAAGAAGCCAAUAUGAUACUUGCUUGUACUGCAAAGGUAGUGGAGUUAAAAACUCAUUAUAUCUGA